Molecule: messenger RNA, 1576 nt
Organism: Rosa chinensis
Lineage: Eukaryota; Viridiplantae; Streptophyta; Magnoliopsida; Rosales; Rosaceae
Product: tRNA (guanine-N(7)-)-methyltransferase non-catalytic subunit wdr4
Exons: 10
Coding region: 55-1353 (432 amino acids)
Biological process (GO): RNA (guanine-N7)-methylation
Cellular component (GO): tRNA methyltransferase complex; nucleus; cytosol
Molecular function (GO): tRNA (guanine(46)-N7)-methyltransferase activity; protein binding
Source: RefSeq, a predicted model, not a curated record
AAACCCUGAAGAGGUCGAGCGUGAAGAGAAGUAGAGAAGCUUGGUUGAGCAACAAUGGAGGACAUAUACGAAGAACCCAACAAGGACACGGAGGUCGCUCCUGCACUCAUCGCAGUCCACCCGACCCAGAAUUCGGUUGCACUCGCAAUCGGGUCGGACCUUCGCGUCUUCAACCUUAUUGGGGGUUGUGCAGUGUCUUUGGUGGAAAAUUCUGGUGGGGCACUUCAUAAAGAUUCCAUAAGAGCCAUUCGGUACGGAGCAAGUGGGAAGUUAUUUGUGUCUGCUGGUGAUGAUAAACUUGUCAAGAUAUGGUCAACUGAAUCUUGGCAUUGCAUUAGUACUGUGUGCUCAGAGAAAAGAGUGACUGCAGUUGCCAUAAGCAACGAUGGUUCCUAUGUUUGUUUUGCUGACAAAUUUGGGGUUGUCUGGGUUGUGGAUGUGGAUGUGGAGGGCCUUGAUGGAAACCAAGCGUCUGCUAACAAAAAGGCAGCACCUAUGCUUUCUCACUAUUGUAGCAUCAUAACAAGCCUGGAGUUUUCUCCUGAUGGACAAUUUUUUGUCAGUGCUGAUCGGGAUUUCAAAAUUCGUGUUACUGUGUUUCCGAAGAAGCCUCUAGAUGGAGCCCAUGAGAUACAAAGUUUUGCACUUGGUCAUACAGAAUUUGUUUCCUGCCUUGCCUCUGUUUACACUCAGGAAUUCCCCCACGGUUUUCUUGUCUCUGGAAGUGGUGAUUCAACUGUUCGCCUAUGGGAUAUUUCCUCAGGAUCUCUUUUAGAUACUUGUGAUAUUAGAGACAAGGCAGGACCUUCGGAGUUUAAAGGAAUAGAAGAAGAGUGCUGUUCUGCAGUAACUGAUUUAUGCACCAUCCCAGAUAGUACACUUGUUGCAGUGGCUGUACAAAGUUUGCAAGGGAUUAUAUUGUUGAGAUGUGAUCUUUCUGCUCGAACACUCAAUGUUGCCAAGGUGGUAUCUAUCAAGGGCGAUACAUUUAUUCCUACAAGCCUGGCAACUAGUGUAUCCUCGGGAUUAUUGUGGAUGGUAACAGGUGCCUCUAACUUGGGUGAUCUUGAAAGCCCUUCUUUGGCUCGUGUCAGGGUUAUCUCUGACUUUAAGAAAACCAGUCCUGAUGUUGUUCAGCAGGGGCCAACUGUUUUGGAAGAUGAUGAGACCCCUGGGGGCGAGAAAUUGCUCAAAAAAUUGCAGGGAAGAGUGUCCAUUGACGAAAAGGUUUUCUCAACAGCAGCUGAGGCUUUGAAAACAUCCAUGAGCAAAUUACUAAUAAAGAAGCAGUACUCUACAGAGAGAAGAGAAUUUAGAAAGAGAGGUAGAAAUGAUAAGAAACUCAAACAGUGAAAGGAUUCCAGCAAUGGCAAAAGGAUACCCCGAACUCUUUGUAAUCCUCUUAGCUCCUGUAACCCUAGUGUCAUUUUUAUUUGUUUUCCUCACAUCUUUGUACCAAUAAUGCUUGUAUUAGUUUAAGAUUUUUGAAGAGCUGUGCUUUUGGAAGUUGCUAUGAAUUUGUCUAAACACUAAUUGCAGCCAUGUUGUAUUCAACAGAUUGCUUUUUCACUACAAA